Messenger RNA from Durio zibethinus, 1731 nucleotides. It is a transcript of the gene PDIL2-2, whose product is annotated as PDI-like 2-2. Gene Ontology annotation, cellular component: endoplasmic reticulum lumen. The record is from RefSeq and is a predicted model, not a curated record. Gene Ontology annotation, biological process: response to endoplasmic reticulum stress. NCBI's taxonomy places the organism in Eukaryota, Viridiplantae, Streptophyta, Magnoliopsida, Malvales, Malvaceae. Gene Ontology annotation, molecular function: protein disulfide isomerase activity; protein-disulfide reductase activity.
CAGUCUCGAGAGGCUUCUCUUCCAAGAGAGAUUCAAUCUGGGCGAGAGAGAAAAGUCACGAAUUCCCGAGAAAGUUACGGAAAUUUUAAAAAAUGCGUAGAUCGCGAUCACUAUUGUUAAUAGCUUUGUCACUUCUCUUCACAUUCUGCACUAUCUCUAACGCUCUUUAUGGACCAUCGUCGCCAGUGGUUCAGCUCACUCCUUCAAAUUUCAAGUCCAAGGUUUUAAAUUCAAAUGGAGUUGUUUUGGUUGAGUUCUUUGCACCUUGGUGUGGUCAUUGUCAAGCUUUAACACCUACGUGGGAGAAGGCAGCCAAUGUCUUGAAAGGAGUUGCCAUUGUGGCGGCCCUUGAUGCUGAUGCUCACAAGUCCCUUGCUCAGGAAUAUGGGAUUAGAGGAUUUCCUACAAUAAAGGUGUUUGCCCCUGGAAAACCUCCAGUAGAUUAUCAAGGAGCUAGGGAUGUCAAACCUAUUGCAGAAUUUGCCCUCCAGCAGGUAAAGGCACUUUUGAAAGAUCGUUUGGCUGGGAAAGCAUCUGGAGGAUCAAGUGAGAAAUCUGAAUCUAGUGCAUCGGUAGAAUUGAAUUCCCACAACUUUGAUGAAUUGGUGCUCAAAAGUAAAGAACUUUGGAUUGUGGAAUUUUUUGCACCUUGGUGUGGACACUGUAAGAAACUUGCUCCUGAGUGGAAGAGGGCUGCUAAUAACCUGAAGGGGAAGGUGAAGCUUGGUCAUGUUGACUGCGAUUCUGAGAAGUCUCUCAUGAGCAGGUUCAAUGUGCAAGGAUUCCCUACCAUCUUAGUAUUUGGUGCUGACAAAGACAGCCCAACUCCUUAUGAGGGUGCUAGAACUGCCUCUGCUAUCGAAUCAUUUGCUCUGGAGCAGCUUGAAACCAAUGUUGGACCUGCUGAAGUGACAGAGCUGACUGGCCCAGAUGUCUUGGAGGAGAAAUGUGGUUCCGCUGCCAUAUGCUUUGUUGCUUUCUUACCUGACAUUUUAGACUCCAAGGCAGAAGGAAGGAACAAGUACCUGGAGAUGUUAUUGUCAGUUGCAGAGAAAUUUAAAAGGAGUCCUUACAGCUAUGUUUGGGCUGCAGCUGGUAAGCAACCAGAUCUAGAGAAGCGUGUAGGUGUUGGCGGGUACGGUUAUCCAGCUCUUGUAGCUUUGAAUGUGAAGAAAGGGGCAUAUGCUCCGCUCAAAAGUGCAUUUGAGCUUGAGCAUAUCAUAGAGUUUGUGAAGGAAGCAGGGCGUGGAGGCAAGGGAAAUUUACCAUUGGAGGGCACUCCUGACAUUGCAAAGACAGAACCAUGGGAUGGCAAAGAUGGAGAAAUCAUUGAAGAGGAUGAGUUCUCCCUUGAAGAGCUCAUGGGAGAAGUUACAGCAAGCAGCAAGGAUGAAUUGUGAUAGAUUGGAAAUAGGGGAGUCAGUCAAGGCAAAAAGAAGAUUGAUGUACCGGGUAACGUGGUUGUUUCAUGAUUUGGUUUUUCACUAAUUGGAUUAUAUUUGAAGUGUCUGUUUUCCCAUCGUGAAAUGGAAUUCUUGUGAUGAACAUUCUCAAGUCUGCCAUUAUUAUCGAAUGUAACCCUUCCACGUUUUUCUGAGUUACUUUAAUAUGUGGUAAAGAAAGUUAUAGAGAAUCAAGAUGACCUAAUCCUCUAUUAACAAGGGAUUAUAUUAACUAUCACUCUUCUUCUGGGCUGGAUCGGCCCAACCAUGACCCAAAGGUAAAAAAACA